GCCCUUCCCGACCAUCAACAUCAGCCACUCCCUCAUCUUCAUCCAGAACAAUGUCCGAGCAAAUCUCGCGCGUCGCUAUACCAGCUUACGAAACGCCGUUGCUGCCUCUCACAGCUAGGGAGAUUCAGAACCUCACCUCGCUAAUUAAUGCACGCUCUGGUAUCACUAAGGUCUCAGAUACUAUCGCUUCUGCCAUCACCGUCCUGGGGAACGCAACUCUCGAGUUAUAUCCCGACCCUGAGGAGGAGAAUGAGGAAAAGGAGAAGGCUAUGGCGGAUAUGGAGAAACUAGCCCGGGAGUUGGUGGACGAGAACAUGCGUGCACUGGAUAUGAAGGGGGCUUUGGAAUCUAUUGUCAACUUGCAGAGGGAAGCUUUACGGAGGGGAGAUGAGCCGCAAGAAACCGGUGAGGAGCAGGGUCUGUCCGGCCAAUACGAGAGCGCCCUUGCAGCGAAGAAGAGACGCUGGGAUUCUAUGAGUAAUGCUGACAAGUAUACCUUAAUUCGUACCCUAAUUUCUAUUGUAUCAUGUGCUGACUAUGUUCGCAGAUACACGAAUUCCCCAGAGUACCUCGACUUCCGCCGCUCGUACUGGGAAGCUCGUAACCCGGAAGUUCCCUUACCACCAACAAGAACCUGGUUCCCUUCCGGCACCUCUGGCACUCAGGACGACGACGAAUCCGACAUCGAAAUCGCCCAGGAAAGACAGAGUUACAAAUGUCCUCUCACUCUCCGUCCGUUUGAGGAUCCCGUCAGAUCGACCAUUUGCCCUCACGCCUUUGAAAAGGAAGCUAUCGAAGAUAUGAUCAAGCGCUCUGCCGUCAACGGCGUGCCUUGUCCGACGCCCGGUUGUGCGAAAAUGCUCACCCUGAGAAUAUUGAAGAAGGAUUCCGUCUUGAAGAGGAAGGUCGCUCGUGCGCUGGCGUUGGAGAAGAGGAAGCAGCAGAUGCGGGAGGACGAGAGCGAAGAUGAGGAGGCCAGUGAGGAUGCCAGCGAGGAGGAGGAGGAAGCGCAACCUGGUCCUUCCUCGAGGAGAGGAAGGAAUGAGGCUGGGUCCAGGAAUAUCAAGGCUGAGAAGGGAGCAAAGAAACUCAGAGGGAGCAGAAGGCCCGUCGCAGUAAGUAGCGAGGAGGAAGAUGAAGAGGAAGAAGAAGAGGAUGAUGCAGAUGCCAUGGAUGAGGAUGAAGACUGAUAAUCCCCCAACAUCUUUCACCGUUUUCACUUUUGUAUCAAGCUAAUAGCCCGUUACACUCCGUAUACCCUUCAAACUCAAUUAUCUAUAAUUACGCUUCCAUUCUUGGCUUCUUAAUUGCCGUGUUUCUACGUCAACAGGAGAGCUCGUAACUAAUAAUUUGGGGUCGCCACAAGUAUCAAUGCGGCAAGCGAACUUGACAAUGACGGGGUGAGGGAUUUCGCGGUUCAUUACUGUAUGAUAAUUUAUAUGGUAUGACACUCGUUACAACCAUUGGGGGUAGACUAUAAUAUUAUUAUGCGUCGUCCGCCUGACAAAAAAAUGAAAGUUGGCGCCUCUGGGCUUAAGACCUAUCGCAAUAGAAUUCAUAACUAUCCCCCAUCUGUCUCACAGCUGUCCAUCGGACGUGAUGUAACCUACCACCCAAAUAAACCCCCGGAAAUUUUCCUAAGAGGGAAAACAAAGAACAGAGAGCAAAAACAAAGUAAAAAUGCUGAAAGAGAUGCCUGUCUGCUGAUUUUUUUUGGUUUCCGGUACUGUGUGAUUACUUGUUUUUGUCGAUUUUGUUUGCUGAGACAUCGUGACCGGGCUUGACGAUUCCGAUUGAGUUGUGAAACCGGCGGUGGGUUGUGGGCCCGGGUCAGUGUGUGCUGAGGCUUCGGGGGCUCUUGUAGGAUGCUUGGGUAUCAUGCUGGUGGUCACGGCAAUGAUCCGGCUUACAUGUUUUGGACUGCCCCUUCCAGGGGUGGGAAGCGGGCGUUUAAGCGGAGGCUCCUUGAUUGGUGGCAGUGCUGGAUCCUUUAGGUGCACGAUGAUCCUCCUUUCCCUCCUUCUGAGAUUCACUUCUGUGAUGUUAGCAUCGUACCUGGGCCGGCACUCCUUUCGAGCUGUCUUAUCCUCUUACCCUUGCCAGGUCACCCCCUAUCGGAACUCGGUAGGAACGGAGAUCGGUGAUUCAAAGACAGUGUACUCGUACUGGUACAGUGGAAGCAUAUAAUAAAUCCACCCUAACCUUUAUAAGCAUCAUUAGGAAAUAAAUACAGUCAGAAGCAAAAAAAAAAGAGAAAGAAAGAAAGAGGUGGAAGCAACAGAACGUAAAAAAAUCUAUAGAUGGCCAUUCCCUCUCUAGAAGCUUAUAGACUUCGAACUACAAUUUCCUAGAGGCUCGCCGAUAACAUUCACAAAGCAAAACCGGUGGUAUCAUAGCCCUAAACAUUUAUUUUUGGUGCCAAGUCGGUUUCUAUAAUAUGAUGUGUGAUAUUUUGCAUGUGUAGAAGGGUAUGAUGGAAGUCCUCGUUGGCUU
Messenger RNA from Tuber aestivum (summer truffle), 2493 nucleotides. Lineage: Eukaryota; Fungi; Ascomycota; Pezizomycetes; Pezizales; Tuberaceae. The record is from the annotation of a GenBank genome assembly.